AUGGUCCAAAAAGGUGAAGGGCAGCAGAAGGGGGUCUUGCCUCUUCUAGAUCCCCGCUUAUGCCGCCGCUGUCGUGGAGCGGCGGGUGGCCCUCCAACACUUUCAGGGCCUUGGAGUGUAGUGGGUAAGGUCCCUGAAGCCAACGCCCUUUUUGUAGUCAGCAAAGAAGAAGAGAGAGCAGCAGAAGACUGCGUCCGAACUCUGGUUUCUGAUGCCGUGGAUUCCCAUAAGUGCCACGAUGGCCUUCUAGAGGCUGCUGCAAAAGUCGACCGAAGGGCCCUUCUGGCUUUGAAACUUAGACAACUAAGAACCUGUUUAAGAGUGGACAACAUACGUUGGCUAAGGGGAGAAACCCCUCCUGAAUUUGCUGCUUCAAUGGCUGCUCAAGGGACAUCUUUCCGUAGUGAGGGCUCCGUUGCAGCAGCCGUCGCAGCAAAUGCAGUUGCUGCUGCAAAGGAAGGCGAUCCAGUGCUUGUUGGAAAUCCCCCGAAUGGAGCUUUGAAGAAAGAUGCGAACGAAAACUUUGGGCUCAUUGUGCAGGUCAGACACAGCGCAGGUUUUCACGGAGUGGCAAAGCACAGAUUCAAGGUGUUGUGGUCGUCGAAGGGCCCCUCACAUGACCUCUCAGGGAGACUCUCAGGGAACUCAUCACAAUUUUCCGCGUCUCAUGAAGACGCGGAGUUGCUGCUGGAGGAGCCCGAUGUAGGUCUCGCCCCUGGGCAGAUCGCUGCCUUUUAUAGGGGCGACGAGUGUAUCGGCUCGGCACGGAUUUCUGCCUUACAGGGGUUACCUGUAUUAAAGGGGAUUCUGGAGAAGGGGAAUUGA
Molecule: messenger RNA, 825 nt
Organism: Eimeria mitis
Lineage: Eukaryota; Apicomplexa; Conoidasida; Eucoccidiorida; Eimeriidae
Product: tRNA methyltransferase domain-containing protein, putative
Exons: 2
Coding region: 1-825 (274 amino acids)
Source: RefSeq, a predicted model, not a curated record